Messenger RNA from Solea senegalensis (Senegalese sole), 3413 nucleotides. RefSeq names its product calcitonin receptor-like a (gene calcrla). The record is from RefSeq and is a predicted model, not a curated record. Lineage: Eukaryota; Metazoa; Chordata; Actinopteri; Pleuronectiformes; Soleidae. Gene Ontology annotation, molecular function: adrenomedullin receptor activity; calcitonin gene-related peptide receptor activity; calcitonin receptor activity. Bases 216 to 1640 code for a protein of 474 amino acids. The transcript is spliced from 13 exons. Gene Ontology annotation, cellular component: plasma membrane. Gene Ontology annotation, biological process: adenylate cyclase-activating G protein-coupled receptor signaling pathway; cell surface receptor signaling pathway; angiogenesis.
UGUGUGUGUGUGCGCUGCGCUGAGCUGCGCCGAGCUCAGUGAGCGCCGGAGAUCUGCAGUGUGCGCUGCUCUGUGCCGGAGCAGAGGACGCGCGACACUUUGCUUGGCGGGUGGAUUUGAUCACGCUCCCGAGGAAGAGUCGCUUCUCCCUGCGCUGCUGUUGGAUUGUACUCUGCGGUAGACCUGCAGGUGGUGAAUCCUCGACCAGCUCGGACAUGGCCAAGAUAAGAAUGGAGAGCGUUGUACGGAGUUGGAUGUUGACACUUGUAGUGCUGUGUAAUCUAACAAAGGCGAGUAUGGAGGUCAACGAAACCCAACACCAGCAUCCAACCAACGUCUACCAUGACAUAGGAGUAACCAGGAACAAGAUCGUAACUGCACAGUUCGAGUGCUAUCAAAAGAUAAUGCAGGAUGACAUCCACGACAUACAGGAGCCCAUGUGUAACCGUACCUGGGAUGGCUGGCUGUGCUGGGACGACACUAAGGCCGGAAUUAUCUCAGAGCAGCCCUGCCCGGACUACUUCCAGGACUUUGAUCCCUCUGAGAUGGUUUCAAAGAUCUGCACUGACAACGGCCAUUGGUUCCUGCAUCCUGAGAGCAAUCGGACAUGGACCAACUACACCCGCUGCAAUGAACACACCAAUGAAGUCAGAGUGACUGCGAUGAAUCUCUUCUACUUAGCCCUCAUUGGACAUGGACUGUCACUGACGUCGCUCUUCAUCUCCCUGGCAAUAUUCUUCCACUUCAAGAGUUUAAGUUGCCAAAGGAUCACCCUUCACAAAAACCUCUUCUUCUCCUUUGUUCUCAACUCUGUGAUCACCAUCAUUUUGUUGACUGCAGUGGCAAACAACCAGGAGCUGGUACAGAGGAAUCCAACGAGCUGUAAAGUGUCCCAAUUCAUUCAUCUCUACCUGUUUGGCUGCAACUACUUCUGGAUGCUGUGUGAGGGAAUUUACCUGCACACUCUCAUCGUGGUGGCCGUGUUUGCCGAGAAGCAGCACCUCAUGUGGUACUAUCUUCUUGGCUGGGGCUUUCCUCUCAUUCCCGCCACCAUACACGCCGUCGCUCGAAGUUACUACUACAAUGACAACUGUUGGAUCAGCUCCAAAACGUCACUUCUCUACAUCAUCCAUGGUCCAAUCUGUGCUGCUCUUUUGGUGAACUUGUUUUUUCUACUCAACAUCGUGCGAGUGCUCAUCACCAAACUGAAGGUGACCCAUCAGGCCGAGUCGAGUCUCUACAUGAAAGCAGUGAGAGCCACGCUUAUUCUGGUGCCUCUGCUGGGGAUUCAGUACGUGCUGCUUCCCUACAAGCCGGAGGGACGCGUCUCCUCUGAAAUAUACGACUACAUCAUGCACAUACUCAUGCAUUACCAGGGUCUGCUGGUGGCCACGAUCUUCUGCUUUUUCAAUGGAGAAGUCCAGGCAGUUCUGAGGAGAUACUGGAACCAAUAUCAGAUCCAGUUUGGAAGCAGCGUAGGAAACCACUCCGACGCCCUGCGCUCGGCCUCCUACACAGCGUCCUCCAUCACGGAGGUGCAGGGCUGCUACAGCAUCGACGGCCACACAGAACACAUGAACGGCAAGGGCUGCCACGACGCAGACGCCUCCAUCUUAAAAUCAGACGGUCCCUUUGCCUGACAGCAGCACGCUGCUCAAACUCUGCCCAUCCUAUCCCACCCAUGAAAAGAAAGCUUUGAGCAACCGCCGGGGGAAAUUCGCCACAAUUCUACCUAUAAAGACACAAUGUCAAAAAGAAACGAGAGAGGAAAAUGUCUACAAAUCCAGACUCUCACCCAACUCAAGGAAACUUCUCGGUCACUCUGCCCUUUAACUGUACUGGGAGGUGAGCUCUUUUAUCUACAACUGAUCUGUUCACUUGGACUAAGAUGAUCACAAUUUUGUUGCAGCCUGUGUGUGUGACAGAAUUGAAAUGGAUGGAGUGUCUUUUUUGGAUUCAUUACACUGUUAAUUGUUUUUUUUCUUUUUUUAUGACAUGGUAUAGUGCCAAACCAAGAAAUCCUGCCUGGCUCUUUUUUUUUUUUUCUUCAAUUAUCGUUACAGAAAAAUGAGACAGGUGCAUAAUAAUAUAUAAAUGCUAUAUUCUAUCUAUCACAUGUUCAAGUUAAUUUAUCUAGAUGUAUCCUUGUCAACUGAGUAGAAAAAUAGAAUCAAUACCGCACAGUAUUUAUUUAAGUCACCACAUGAAGUUGAGCUUAAUUCUCUCAAAAAAAUCUGUGGAUUAAAUAUCAUUAUGUGAGUGUUGCAGGCUUGAUAUACACUUUCAAUUUAGCAUCUACGUGUUUGUUUGUUCAUGUGCAGUUAAUGCAGGUAAUGGUAUGAAUCACGCCAUUAGCACGCAUGCUUCAUUUGUAGAGAUUUAGACAUUUCAUAAUGCUAACUUUUUCCAGCGUGUUUACUGUAAGUGAUCCUUCUUGACGUGUGUAUUCUUAGUAAAAAACCACAUGGUCGGUGGUAAUGGAGCUUGUCAGCACAAUAGCAUCACCUCACCGAGAAGCCAUCUUGAAGUCACAUGUACUUCGAUAUCUACUCAUUAUACUUGAAUGUAACCGUUUUAAAGACCUGGCUCUGCUGAACAUAAACACAUCACAUUCCUAUACACGACUGUCUUUAGCCUUAUUCUUCUUAUUCUUCUCAAACGAUGGAGAUAGAAACGGGAAUGUAAGUAUGAACGGGGGAUUCAGGCCAAAAACAGCACAGUGUCAAAAAAGUAGCAUUAAGACAGUGACCCGAGAUGCACACUGAAACGGAGGAAGCUAAAUGGUACUCAGCCAUGUUUCAUUUUAACCGUGAACAGUCAAGAUGGUCAGCUGCUCAUCAGCUGAUCUAGCAGGCAAAGCUCGGAUCUGUAAUUUGUACUUUUUUUAUGAUUACUUUUCUGAUUUUAUAUCCUGAUAUCCAUGACAAAAAAAAAUUACUUUUAAGGUGUAGGUAGCCCUCAAAAUGCUGAAAUAAACAAUCAAUUAAUUCUGUUUUGCAUGGAAUGCUUGACUGGCGUACCAGCCUCUUUCACACUAAACUUAGCGGGUACACCUGAGACUUUUAAACCAGUUUGAAGCUGUUAAAGAACAGUUAACACAAUUUCCUGUGCCAGUACAGAUACUAAGUGCAGUCUCAACUUACAAGAAGUAAGAAUCUAUGGCAAGAAUAGAGCAGAGCAAAGAAGGAAUUAGCUUGUCCACUCGGGUCUUCAAUUUCCGAUCAGAGCUGGAGCCGAGAAAAACCUGCAUGCAUUGAGUCACUCAACACCAGAGUGAAUGCAGUUUAACUACGUUCCCAUAGUGGUGACCAGUGGGAGGACGAUAUCAUCGAUGUGCUCUGGGUCAGGCUUUCAUUUCGACUGAGAACAGUUCCUGUGUCCGAUGGCCGCGUCAGGGAGAUUAGUAGUGUGAU